Molecule: messenger RNA, 327 nt
Organism: Striga asiatica
Lineage: Eukaryota; Viridiplantae; Streptophyta; Magnoliopsida; Lamiales; Orobanchaceae
Source: the annotation of a GenBank genome assembly
AUGUCGGCGGCUGCGCAAAUUCCAGGAGGGUUGGGGUUGGAAGCAGGAUGCCUACUACGGCAACUGGUCGCAAACUGGUACAAGAAGGUCGCCGACGAUGGUGUCUCAUGUUGCUGGUGGUUGGCCGCGACUGGUGACGAGCUGUCAGAAUUCACUAGAGCCAACCAUGACAGUUGUUGCAAGGAAGAUGACAGGACAUCACAAGGGCUUUCCAGCGAGAAGUUGUUGGUCGCGCUAGGGCCGGAGAUGAAGAAUCAUUGGUCAUACUACUGGCUAGAAAAACUGGUCGUUUUCUUGCAGACGACCAGUGAUGGGGUUCAGACGUGA